UUGAGAAACGGCUACAGAAACGCACCAGUUGCGAGGGAAUUUAAGCAGGUUUGUCCAUGAGGAAAAGUUGGAGUGACUGUAAUUGUAAGCAACAAUGUCUUCAGUUGAGUAUUUGAGAGGGUUUGUCAGCGAGAGACUAACUGCUGCUGCUGAAGAAAUAUUGGGAGUUUUUGAGAAAACUAUCGUCGAGUACGAGAAAGAGAUCGACCGUCAGCGCAGACUGUUGGAUAUAGCUUGGAAACCGGAAGUAAGGUUAUACAGGACAGAGCUCCCACAGCAAGAUGUGUGUAAGGAGGAGGAGGUUGUCGCUGAGCAGCAGCUCUGUAUUGAGGAGAGGAAGUCCAGUGUGGACCAAGAGGAGCCAGAGCCUCCACAGAUUAAAGAGGAAGAGGAGGAAGUGUGCAGCAGUCAGGAGGGAGAGCAGCUUGAAGUGAAGCAGGAGACUGAGACCUUUCUAGUGACUCCUAGUGAUGAGGAAAGUGAGCAGCAGCUCCUCUGUCACAGCUCUCAUGGAGCUGAGAGUGAAGAUGAGGAAGGAGACGAGCAAGGAGACUCAACAUCAAGUGGAGAAGCAGAGACAGAACAACAGAAUAGACGUCACAAGCGCAGAAGUCACACUAACUGUGUAGACAACCCCAACUUAUCAGAGACUGAUCAUAAUACUCACACAGAGCUCCCACAGCAAGAUGUGUGUAAGGAGGAGGAGGUUGUCGCUGAGCAGCAGCUCUGUAUUGAGGAGAGGAAGUCCAGUGUGGACCAAGAGGAGCCAGAGCCUCCACAGAUUAAAGAGGAAGAGGAGGAAGUGUGCAGCAGUCAGGAGGGAGAGCAGCUUGAAGUGAAGCAGGAGACUGAGACCUUUCUAGUGACUCCUAGUGAUGAGGAAAGUGAGCAGCAGCUCCUCUGUCACAGCUCUCAUGGAGCUGAGAGUGAAGAUGAGGAAGGAGACGAGCAAGGAGACUCAACAUCAAGUGGAGAAGCAGAGACAGAACAACAGAAUAGACGUCAGAAGCGCAGAAGUCACACUAAGCGUGUAGACAACCCCAACUUAUCAGAGAUUGAUCAUAAUACUCACACAGGUAAAACACCUUUUAAAUGUGACACUUGUGGGAAAGCUUUCAAGUUUCAGUCUCGUUUCAAUUUACACCUGAGAAUCCACACAGGAGAGAAGCCGUAUUGUUGUAACACAUGUGGGAAAACAUUCAGUCAUAUGUCAGCUCUAAACGUUCAUAAAAGAAUCCACACAGGUGAGAAGCCGUUUAAAUGUGACACUUGUGGGAAAAGUUUCAACUUUAAGUCUCGUUUAGAUGCACACCUGAUAAUCCACACAAGAGAGAAGCCGUAUUGUUGCAAAACAUGCGGGAAAACAUUCAAGUAUAUGUCAAGUCUGGACGUUCAUAAAAGGAUCCACACAGGUGAGAAGCCGUAUUGUUGCAAAACAUGUGGAAAAGAUUUCCGAUAUAAGAGUUACUUAAUUUGCCACAUGAAAUUCCACACAGGAGAGACGCCAUUUCAGUGCGACACAUGUGGGAAAGCUUUCAUGCUUAGAACUGACUUGAAACAACACCUGACAUACCACACAGGAGAGAAGCCGUUUAAAUGUGACACUUGUGGGAAAAGUUUCAAGUCUAAGUCUGCAUUUAAUAAACACCUGAGAAUCCACACAGGACAGAAGCCGUAUUGUUGUAACACAUGUGGGAAAACAUUCAGUCGAAUGUCAACUCUGAACGUUCAUAAAAGAGUCCACACAGGUGAGAAGCCGUAUUGUUGCAACACAUGUGGAAAAGAUUUUCGAUAUAAGAAUCAGUUGAUUUGCCACAUGACAACCCACACAGGUGAGAAGCCGUAUUGUUGCAAAACAUGUGGGAAAACAUUCAGUCAUAUGUCAGCUCUAAACAUUCAUAAAAGAAUCCACACAGGUGAGAAGCCGUAUUGUUGCAACACCUGUGGGAAAACAUUCAGUCAUAUGUCAACUCUAAACGUUCAUAAAAGAGUCCACACAGGUGAGAAGCCGUAUUGUUGCAAAACAUGUGGAAAAGAUUUCCGAUAUCAGAAUCAGUUGAUUUGCCACAUGAGAACCCACACAGGAGAGAAGCCGUUUCAGUGCGACACAUGUGGGAAAGCUUUCAGGCUUAGAACUGUCUUGAAAGAACACCUGACAACCCACACAAGUGAGAAGCCAUAUUCUUGCAGCACAUGUGGGAAAAGAUUCUCUUGGGCAACAAAUCUGAAAGCUCAUGCAAGAAUCCACACAGGUGAGAAGCCGUAUUCUUGCAAGACAUGCGGAAAAAACUUCAGGUGUAGUAAUCAUGUAUUAGUCCACAUGAGAGUCCACACAGGUGAGAAGCCGUAUUCUUGCAAAACCUGUGGAAAAGGUUUUGGACAGAGCAGUACCUUGUUAAUCCACAUUAGAAGAGCCCACACCGGUGAGAAGCCGUACCUUUGCAAGAUCUGCGGGAAAAGAUACUUUAAGGGGUCCCAUUUAACAAGGCACAUGAAUUCACAUACAGGCAAGUAGCCUUGUAUUUCAGAAAACAUAUAGGAGACAAUUCAAUUCUCAUGGCUCAUGGUUUAAAUUCACAGGAACUCAGAGAAGUGAGGAGCCACAGAAUAAUACCACGUUGAAAAACACACUUAAAACACCUCCUAACACGUCUUGCCAACUUGGGUCUUGUCUUUGUUUUGUGUGUGUGAUCUUUAAUUUGUUUUUUGUUUUUUUGGUAUUUUGUAAAUGCAUCAAUGCCACAGCUGACUACAAACUAAACUGUAGAUGAUGUACUCCAUGGUGCUGUCAACAGAUCAGCUUAUAAAGUAGUAAUGAAAAGUGAAUGAAUAUUAAUGAUCUGUGCCCAAAGACAUGUGUUCUCUUUUUUUAAC
Molecule: messenger RNA, 2874 nt
Organism: Epinephelus lanceolatus (giant grouper)
Lineage: Eukaryota; Metazoa; Chordata; Actinopteri; Perciformes; Serranidae
Source: RefSeq, a predicted model, not a curated record